AUCAAGACUCCCGAUCACCUCUCUGAUCUACUUCAAGACCACUUCCCAUGCCGGCUAUGAUUUAAUUGCCGAUUCAAGACUUCCUCCGAUGUUCCACAACCGGUUAAGCGACUCAAACCCAUGUCUGAUUCUGUUCGAGUACAAUUUCCCUGUCUGCGGGCCCUCGCAACUCUAUUUUGUGGAUAGUGAGGGUUGUAGUAGAAGGGUUAGGAAAAUCGACUCACCACAGCAUUCAGAAGUUACUAAUCUGGUGGGUUCUUGUAACGGGCUGUUAUGCUUAUCCUUUCCCUUAAUCGGUGGUUCAUCGGUGCCUCACAGUCUGCUAAUUUACAAUCCUUUUGUUGGAGACGCUGUGAGAGUCCCACCAGCGAACCGAUUUCUGAAUCAACUUGAAGUUUUUGGAUUUGGGUUUCAUCCGAGGACAGGACAAUUCAAAGUGGUCAGGAUUGUGUGGCACAAGAAGAUCAUGAAGGUAGUAGACCCGGCGCUAGAUGUGGAAGACGUGGAUGAAGAAUUCGCCACCGUUUAUGAAUCAACGGUUCAGGUGUUUACCGUAGGAACAACAGAGUGGAGAAACAAAGGAGCUCCGCCUCCACAAUUGGCGGAUGAACUCGGACCACCUGAGGCUUUAGUUGAAGGAUCUCUCCAUUGGCUGGCUGUUGUUGGGAUGGGAGGAGUCGAUCCUAUCUUCGGUAUUAUCUCCUUCGAGCUUGCAGAUGAGGUGUUCGAAGAAAUUCCGCGUCCACCUUGUCAACGACUUGUGUCACGUGGCUACAAUCUUUCCGUGCUCAAUGGGUGUCUAUCGGCAGCUGGGUUAGUUGAUGCUGUGCAUUUUGAUAUCUGGUUGAUGAAGCAAUAUCGUUUUAAGGAAUCCUGGGAAAAACAAUUCUCCUUUGAUCCCUAUUUUCCUAGUGGAGGGCCAAGCUUCUUAAGAAGAUUUCCGAAAGUUAUAUGUGCAAUGAAGAAUGGUGAGAUUCUGUUGCAGUAUAAUUACAGUGCUCUGGUUUCUUAUGAUCCUGUAGGGAACAGAUUCAAGACUCUUCAAAAGAGUGGCUUACCCAAUUCGUUCCAGGCACUUCCUUUUCUACCCUCUCUUUUCUCAGCAAAGGCAACCAUGAAUUUGCAACUUUAACUCUCUCUCGUGAAUCAUUUCUGUAAGCCUCUACUACCAGUUUUUAGUUUGUGUUGAAUCUUUGAUCAUCAAUGCAUCAGUAACAGUUUUGUUAUUUACACCAUCAUGGGUGACCUCUAUUGUAUGGCAAUGAGAUCCACCUGACUAUUAUCUGCCUUUUUCUCCAAAAGGAGUUCUGAAGAACGGGGAGAUUGUGUUGGAGUGUAAGAAGUCUCAUAAUGCUCCCCUUGGAAUUGUGAUUGGAGAUUUUGCUUCGAGCUGGGUGGGAAGAUUCAUUAGUGUUUUAUGUGUCCUGAAGAACGGGAAGAUUGUGUUGGAGUGUAACAAGAAAGCUCUGGUGUCUUAUGAUUCUAAAACUAACAGGUUCAAGGCUCUAAAGAUCAACUGGCUCCCGUAGUGGUUCCAAGCUUUUGAUUUCCAUCAUACUCUGUUCUCAGUAAAGGAAAUCUUUGAAAUAAUCUUCACAACUCUUCUUUGGUAUACGGAUAUAUAAUUUCAUCUGCUUUAGUCAGGCUGCUGCCAUUGUUUAUGUAUUGAUUAAUUAAUCAUGUUUUGUAGU
Molecule: messenger RNA, 1691 nt
Organism: Rubroshorea leprosula
Lineage: Eukaryota; Viridiplantae; Streptophyta; Magnoliopsida; Malvales; Dipterocarpaceae
Source: the annotation of a GenBank genome assembly